This is a messenger RNA of Corythoichthys intestinalis (scribbled pipefish), 11550 nucleotides long. RefSeq names its product guanine nucleotide-binding protein G(q) subunit alpha. Gene Ontology annotation, biological process: adenylate cyclase-modulating G protein-coupled receptor signaling pathway; action potential; phospholipase C-activating dopamine receptor signaling pathway. Bases 951 to 2030 code for a protein of 359 amino acids. The transcript is spliced from 7 exons. Gene Ontology annotation, cellular component: heterotrimeric G-protein complex. Gene Ontology annotation, molecular function: G-protein beta/gamma-subunit complex binding; G protein-coupled receptor binding; guanyl nucleotide binding. The record is from RefSeq and is a predicted model, not a curated record. NCBI's taxonomy places the organism in Eukaryota, Metazoa, Chordata, Actinopteri, Syngnathiformes, Syngnathidae.
ACAUAAAUGAAAAGUGACGUCACGGGAAAAGGAGUGGAUGACGAGGAGGGGCGCUAUUCCAACCAGGAAAAAAAAAACACCAGGAACGAUGAAUUUCCCGAUUUGACUGUCACUAAUACUACAGCUUGAUGGCUUUUUGUCCCUAGGAGAGAACAUUCGGACAAAGGGUUUUUCCAAGUGAUGACGUUCCUACUGUCAAUUUUUUUCCGCUGCAAUUCCAGGGAUGGUUAGCUCAAGCUAACGUGAAUUGCUAACUGCUUAGCUUAUCCAUUUAGCCAUUCCUAGUCCCUUUAACCGCAUGUGAAUUUUUUUUUCAGCUUGUAAAUUUUAUUUAGAUUUUAUCUUGAUGCGCAAGUCGAAUGUUUAGUGCAAGGAGGUCGCGGACGUGUGCUUGCGGUAGAUGGACGGGCUGACGGGCGGCGGUUGCUACCACUGCGCGGGCGUGAAGUGUCGGCAGGGGCGGCCAGCAGCGUCCCGCUGUCUCCAGGACACAAUAUUUUAAUAAAGAAAGGCUUUUUCGUGUAUGGUUAAGCUUUUACGACUUAGCAGCUGCAAGGGGAAUGAUUAAAACGUGUUGGCACACUAGGAAUCACAUUUUUAACCCCUCCACGUUAGCUAGCUGCUUGUAGUUUUUUUUUUUUUUUUUUCCCAAAGAAAAUGGUCUUACCCACCUUGUAACAUAUCGCUUUAUCUUCGCUAAUCUCUGGCAAAUCGUUUUUCUUUUUUUUAAUCACUUGCAAAAGGCGGAUUUGCAUACGAUUUAAGUCUUGAGCUGUCAAAUAUUUGUCACCGGCAACGAGCAAAGAAAGUAGCCAGAUCCCAUUCGACUGAACGGGAUUCCAUUAACUUGAGCUUGGAGAGUCUUUUCCGUCUGAGCCCGACGCGACACCCCCCCCCCCCCCCCCCCCCCAAAUCGUCCGUCAGACAAGGCUUUUCUGGCUCAUGCGGUGAUGACUCUUGACUCCAUGAUGGCUUGUUGCCUGAGUGAAGAGGCGAAGGAGUCCAAACGGAUCAACUCGGAGAUCGAGAAGCAACUUCGGCGGGACAAACGGGAUGCCAGGAGGGAGCUUAAGCUGCUUCUGCUAGGUACUGGCGAAAGCGGCAAGAGCACUUUUAUCAAGCAGAUGCGCAUCAUCCACGGGUCAGGCUACACCGAUGAGGACAAGAAGGGCUUCACAAAACUAGUCUAUCAGAACAUCUUCACGUCCAUGCAGUCAAUGAUCCGUGCCACAGAGACCCUAAAGAUACCAUACAAGUUUGAACAGAACAAAAACAAUGCGCAGCUGGUGCGCGAGGUGGACGUGGAGAUGGUGACGUCAUUUGAUCAGCCGUACAUCGGCGCAAUCAAGAUGCUUUGGGCUGACCCUGGCAUCCAGGAGGCCUACGACCGCAGGAGAGAGUAUCAGCUCUCAGACUCCACUAAAUACUAUCUUAGCGAUCUGGAUCGUAUCGCUGAAUCUUCCUAUCUACCCACCCAACAGGAUGUGCUUAGGGUUCGAAUCCCAACCACUGGGAUCAUAGAAUACCCUUUCGACUUGCAAAGCAUCAUUUUCAGGAUGGUGGAUGUUGGUGGCCAGCGGUCGGAGAGGAGAAAGUGGAUCCAUUGCUUCGAGAACGUCACCUCUAUCAUGUUUCUGGUGGCGCUCAGCGAGUACGACCAGGUGCUGGUAGAGUCUGACAAUGAGAACCGCAUGGAGGAGAGCAAAGCGCUGUUCAGGACCAUUAUCACAUAUCCUUGGUUUCAAAAUUCCUCCGUCAUCCUCUUUCUGAACAAGCGGGAUCUGCUAGAGGAGAAGAUCAUGUACUCUCACUUGGUGGACUACUUCCCAGAGUUUGACGGCCCUCAGCGCGAUCCGCUGGCCGGCCGCGAAUUCAUCCUGAAGAUGUUUGUGGACUUGAACCCAGACAGUGACAAGAUUAUCUACUCGCACUUCACUUGCGCAACUGACACAGAGAACAUCCGCUUUGUCUUUGCUGCUGUCAAAGACACCAUUCUACAGCUCAACCUCAAAGAGUACAACCUGGUGUGAAGUGCUAUGUGAAGUAAAGAAAGAAAGAGGGAGAGAGCAAGCACACACAGACACGUACACACAUUGUAUUAUCCACUUUUCGAAUCAUACACAUCUGCAUGGAACACAGUCAUCUGCUUUGCUCUACACUCACUAUCUCUUUUUUUCACGCCUUUUGCACAGCAGAUACUCAUCAUGUGAACCUCUUUAUGGGGAAAUUCACGGUUGAGCCUACAAUAUUAUCAGCAAUGCUUGUGUUUCGCAGGGCGGCCCAUUUCAAAGACUUUACGGUUUAAUGGGCUCUCUCCUUUCUUUUGUGUGCCAUGCAUGCUGUACACAACAGUGUGCUUUCCUUAAGGAAUAUGUUAUUUUUUGAGAGUAUCCCCAGAUUUAGAGCACACACACUCUGUUGAAUGUAAAUAGUUUUGCUUACACACGGAUAACUUAUCUACUUUUCGCCUACUUUGGAAUUACAGUGGCUACAAUCAAAGUAUUGUUAGCCACCUAACACAGGCCCUUUUUAAGUGUUAAUACCCCUUUAAGAAGACAGCACUAGCACUACAUUUAUUGCAAAUCACGCAACCCUGUUAUUGCCAAAUUGACACAAUUCCACUUUAUUUUGUAAAUAGAAAUAUAUUGCCAGUAUUCCUGUAGUGCAGGAGUCGGAUUUGGUCUGCCAUACAGUUCACUGGCUCAGAGCACGAGAGUUAUUGCGUUGAUACAUUUCUGUAAGUUGGGGUUCCGAUGAAGCUCAAAGGUGAGGCUUUUUUUCUUUUGGUUAAAUUCCGACCCCCACAAUCCCCCUUAAAGUUCUCUGUGCACACCCAAACCAAAAAUUUACCUUUAUUACCAUUUCAUUUAGAGUAGUGCUUCCUAACUAUGAUUGAGUAAUUGAAAAGUCACUGCAAACCACUAAAACUAGACUGUCACAAAAGCCAAUAUAAUCUUAUUUGAAUUUAAUUUUUAUUGUACCUUCUUCCAUUCAGUGGAGACUUUUUGAAUAAAUGGAUAGUAUAUAAAUACUAGUAUAUAUUGACUCAUUUCCUGGUGGCACAGUAGUUUGGAAUCACUGGUUGAUAAUGCAUGGUCAAAAGUUUAUUAAAGAGUGGGUGUAACAAUCCUGAAAUGGCCACAUAAAAGCAAAACGACAAAAAUAAUCGUUUUUGUGGCUAACAGCCUCAACACAAUUGUCAGGUAUGAAUUUUUGAGACUUGCCAUGAUCAGGAUGCUUGCCAUGUUUACAUCAUAAUAAAAACAAAAUUCUGUGACUGCGUUUUUGGACAGGCAAGUCUUAAGAUUUUUAUUUGAAGUAUUGGUGACUUUAAAUUAGCCUUUCUCAGAUCAACCAUUUCAACAAGAUUGCUUUAAUUGAAUUAAUAAUUUGAUUAGGGCUGCAGCUAUCGAUUAUUUUAGUAAUUGAUUAACUAGUUAGUUCGAAUAAUCUAGUAAUCGCAUAAGGAACAUAAAAAAAUUAUUAAAUACCUGACCUGAUUUUCAAACAGUAUAAAAAAUGAGGCUCUAAGGCCAUAUCCACACGUAGCAGGGUUUUUUAAAAACGAGGAUUCUGCCCUAAUAUGUCGGGGGGAAAUAAUCUACACCUGCACGUUUGUGUAGAAAAAAAAAAAAAAACUUCCACCGCCAACCACUUUCAUUCAUUUUUAAGUACAUUCAAAACAAAAUAGUUGUCCAACACACUCAUUAUUCAAUAAGAAGCACAGCAAGAGUUUGUAAAAAAAAAAAAAAAAAAAAUGGAAGCAAAAAAGCGCCUAUUUAAUAUACUCCAAAUGUAAAAAUUGGUCUCGUGUGACGUGAGGACAAAAUUUGUCGCAGCCAGUGACGUAAAUCUUCUCAGAAUUCGCAAAUCUUCACCUUCCCCGUCGUUUUUAAGAACCCUGGUUUAAAUCUGCGUGCGUGUGUGGACGAUAGGUCAAACCGUAGAAAAAUAUCUUCUUUUUGCCAGAUACCCUGCCACGUGCGGACAUGGCCAAAGUACAACAAAAGAACAAUUGGCUAACAUACAUAGCAAAGGUCUGCUAGCUUAAAUGCUAUAAAAUGCUGUUUUUUUUCUCAAUUCUCCUAACAAAUGGUUCAAACACAUAUUCUCACACAAAAUGGUUAAAUAUACCUAAAAACUAAAUUGAAUGCGUUAAAAAAACAUUAGCUCAAACAAAACUUAGUUGGUCUUAGCAGGGAGCAGCUGAAUUCUGCCAUGUGAAAUGAGUUAUGUCAUAUUCACUGUUCCCACUAGAGGGCGGUGUAUCCACCCAAAUCAAUAAAACAAUGCUAACACUUUCAAAACAAACCAUUACAACGCCACUUUAUUUACACAAAUACUCGAAACAGGAAAAUUUAAUUCAAAUCUUUUUUCUCAUCGAAUUACAUUGCAGCACUAAAUUUGAUAGUACAUAAGGACUUUCUACCAUCUAGCAAGGAAAGGUUGCUUUCUGUUCUCUUGGGUUAAAUUCAAACUGUGAACCCACACAUAUUUUGUUUUGUCUUUCUUUUCUGCUUUCACCAGUUUCUGAGCUCUGGCCAAGACCAUGUCUAAUUAAAAAAAUGCUUUGUUGGCAUAUUUGGGGCCAAGGAAUGGCAUCGCUACAGUUACUUACAAACCUGUUGGUGUUAAUUACUUGCAUAUUUUCGCUAUGGGUCGCUGUGCUGCCUGCCAAAUUAAUCUUUGUAUGGCAUAACAAUCCACUCCUUUAACUUGACAUUUGCAUUCUUUGCUGCUUCUGAAGAUGGAAGCGACCUCCUGUGCACACCAUUUCAAUAAUUAUUUGUUGUGCAAGUGAUAGUAGCGGCAGUGAUAGUAGUUGUGCUGCCAAUAAGCUUUUCAUUCAACUGCAUUGCUUCAGUUUGUUUCUUUCAUCAACUGGCACAUUUGAUCAGCUCCUUGGAAGUAUUUAAGUACAAUUUGUCUUGAAAUGUGUCAAGGAUCAGUGGGUUCUCCUCAUCGUCCAACUCAAAUGAGGACUUUUAUACUGCUGUAAAAUAUUCAAGCUAUUUUAACGGAGAAGAUGUGUUUUAUCUUUCUAACGUUUAGCAGUCUGUUUUUUGGAAAUGCUCGACAGUGGAGUGGCAGCAUUGUCUCUAUUUUCGGGUUCACGCUUUAUGCAAAAAUCAGAAAAUGACAAAAAAAAAAAAGUGGUUGAAUAUUUACUGUCGGAGCAUUCUUGAAUUUUUGUAAUUUUAAAGCAAAAUAUGUUGACUGUUGGUACAAUUCCCAUAUCGUGUCUCUUGAUGUUAGUACCUUUCUCCGGAGCAAACUGACGCUCGAGUCGGUUAUUUUCUUGCUCAUGAAAGGCGCGACAUUUCUCGGGAAAGGGCUUUUUGAUUCUUUGUAAUAAGUUUCUGCUUUUGUUCCGUGUACAGUUGAAUGCAGUGAUGCAUAGGUUAGCAAAGGGGUGGGGCGGAAGCAACUUUUGAAAUUUGGCUUUUGAGUUGAUUCAGUUAAGAGAAAACAUGAUUCAUAGCUCUUCACAAUGAAAUUCAGGUGAGUUGUCAUCAAAAGGGCUACUAGUUGCAGCUUCGGUGGGUAAAAGUGCUAUGUGAUUGAAGGGCGGGGGGCAUCCAAACCGCAGACGCCUAUACGCGACAUUCCUGGUGGCUUUUUGUUUUCUUCACAUUUUGCCUUUUCACAAGAGAAAAAUAAGCAUCUGGCUCACCCCUUCCUCUGCCAUCCAGGCAUUUUUUUGUUUGUUUUAAAAAAAAUUUAAGAUGCCUCUUCCAGUCUAAAAGUAAUCAGUCACUGUCAGCCAUCCGUCCCAGUUAAAAUGGAUCUGAGGUCUCGCGCUGUCAGUUGCAAACAGGAGGUUUGACUUAAAAGAGGUGCUUGUUAUUUCAUUAAUUGUUUCCCUAACCCAUUCAGUCAAGGCAAAUUUUGUCACCGAAAAUAUAUACUGGAAUGAUGAUUGUGUGGUGAUUGUGGAAGAGUUAUUUCAUUUUUCACUGUCACUAUGUCAGUGGCGUAGAUGGUAUAAUUUCACCAUGUACACUGCUGGCCAAAAGUAUUGGCACCCCUGCAAUUCUGUCAGAUAAUGCUCAAUUUCUCCCAGAAAAUGAUUGCAAAUAACAAAUUCUUUGGUUGUUAUAUCUUUAUGUAUUUUGCUUUCAGUGAAAAAACACAAAAAAGGGGGAAAAAAAUCAUUAUCAUUUUGCAUAAAACUCCAAAAAUGGGCCGGACAAAAGUAUUGGCACUAGGGUUGUUCCGAUCAUGUUUUUUUGCUCCCGAUCCAAUCCCGAUCGUUUUAGUUUGAGUAUCUGCCGAUCCCGAUAUUUCCCGAUCCGAUUGCUUUUUUUUGCUCCCGAUUCAAUUCCAAUCAUUCCCGAUAAUUUUUCCCGAUCAUAUACAUUUUGGCAAUGCAUUAAGAAAAAAAUGAAUAAAACUCCGACGAAUAUAUUCAUUCAACAUACAGUACAUAAGUACUGUAUUUGUUUAUUAUGACAAUAAAUCCUCAAGAUGGCCUUUACAUUAUUAACAUUCUUUCUGUGAGAGGGAUCCACAGAUAGAAAGACUUGUGACUGUGUAUAUUGUGACUAAAUAUUGCCAUCUAGUGUAUUUGUUGAGCUUUCAGUAAAUGAUACUGCAGCCAUUCAACCCAAAUGCAUGAUGGGAAGUGGAGCCAUGACUGUGCGUAGUGCUACCAAUUGACAUUUCUUCUCUGCGUUGGGAUAUAACAUAAGGGGUUAAGGAAAAGAUCAAUUGCUACCUUGCUUCCCCACAUUGCUUCCCAUGAUAUUUCUAAUCGUAGGGAGAGGGAUUGUAAGGCUUUAGCCUAUUAAAAAAAAAGGCUCCAAAGGCUGCCAAAAUUCACUCUACUCAUUUUAUGCUGCCUUUUAUCUCUCUAAAUGGGUAAAACGGCGCCAUUACAGAUUGAGCGCGACAAUGCGUGAGUGGGUCGUGCAACGCAUGCAUUAAUUGCGUUAAAGAUUUAACGUGAUUCAUUUUUAAAAAAUUAAUUACCGCCGUUAUCUGUACCUUAAGCCUAUACUAAAGACUCUGGAUGGGUGUAACAUAUUAUGUCUGUAACGUUAAAUACAUUUAGAAAACGAUUUAAUUAUAAAAUAUACAAUAUAUAUAUUAAAAAAGGGCAUGGCCCAUAUUUUUUUGCCGAUUCCGAUACUUUGAAAAAGACGUGAGCGAUCCCGAUCGAUCGGGACAUCUCGUAUUUGGCACCCUUUGAAAAUUGUAAUAUCUUCAUUUCUUUUGCUUGCAAUGAAAAAAGACAAAAGAGAAUGGGGGGGAAAAAAUCAUUAUCAUUUUACACAAAACUCAAAAAAUGUGUUGGACAAAAGUAUUGGCACCCUUUGAAAAAUCGUGAUGCUUCUCUAGUUUGUGUAAUUAACAGCACCUGUUACUUACCUGUGGCACAUAAUAGGUGGUGGCAAUAACUAAAUCACACUUGCAGCCAGUCACAAUGGAUUGAAGUUGACUCAACUUCUGUCCUGUGUCCUUGUGUGUGCCACAUUGAGCAUGGAGACAAGAAAGAAGACCAAAAGUCUGAGGACUUGAGAAGCAAAAUUGUGAGGAAGCAUGGGCAAUCUCAAGGCCACAAGUCAAAUCUCCAAAGACCUGAAUGUUCCUGUGUCCACCUCGCGCAGUGUCAUCAAUAAGUGUAAAGCCAAUGGCACUGUGGGUAACCUCCCUAGAUGUGGACGGAAAAGAAAAAUUGAUGAGAGAUUUCAACCAAAGAUUGUGCGGAUGGUGGAUUAAGAACCUCGACUAACAUCCAAAUAAGUUCAAACUGUCCUGCAGUCCGAGGGUACAACAGUGUCAUCCCGUACUAUCCGUCGGCGUCUAAAUGAAAAAGGACUCUAUGGUAGGAAACCCAGGAAGACCCCACUUCUGACCCAGAGACAUAAAAAAAGCCAGGCUGGAGUUUGCCAAAACUUACCUGAGAAAGCCAAAAACGUUUUGGAAGAAUUUUGUCUGGUCAGAUGAGACAAAAGUAGAGCUUAAUGGGAAAAGGCAUCAACAUAGAGGUUACAGGAAAAAAAGAUCCCCACAGUCAAACAUGGCGGAGGUUCCCUGAUGUUUUGGGGUUGCUUUGCUACCUGUGGCACUGGACUGCGUGACCGUGUGCAUUGCAUUAUGAAGUCUGAAGACUACCAACAAAUUUUGUAGCAUAACGUAGGGCCCAGUGUGAGAAAGCUGGGUCUCCCUCAGAGGUCAUGGGUCUUCCAGCAGGACAAUGAUCCAAAACACACUUCAAAAAGCAUAGGCGGAGUUUGACUUUUGGGGCAGGGGGGCACAACAUGUUGAUGACCCCGAAACGCAGUGUCAACAAUUAAACUUACAAGAAUAUUUAUAAUAAUAAUACGUUGACAAUGAGCGUUUUUUUGUUUCCCAUCAUUCUAUAGAGGAAUUCUAAAUCAGGCGGCUUAGGCAAUACUUUCUCCAAGAUCGUCAUCCAUUGAAUAUGGUACGCCCGCCGGUGUCGUGCCAAUGUAGUUACCCCAGUCAAAAAUUGUAUCCCCUGGGCGGAACCAUAUGGAGUUGCUUCAAUCAAAAUAUAUAUUUUCAAAAAAAAAGUCGCGUCAAUAAGAAAAAAAUGUGUUUGAAUGCAAAAAUAUAUUUGAAACAACAACAAAAAAAUGCAUGUGAAAGCUAUUUUUCAUUGAUUGAUUUUUUUUUUUCUCUCGAUUGAAGCAACUUUUUUGAUUGAAGUAAUGUUGGUUUGUGUUUGGGCCACAUUUUGGCUAGGACAUUUUUGUCUUUACUAUUCAAUCAAAAAAUAAGUUGCUUCAAAAAAUGUAUAUUUUCAAAAAGAAAAAUCACUUCAAUCAAAAAAAAAAAAGACGUUUGAGUGCAAAAAUAAAUUUGAAAGUAAAAAAAAAAAUGCAAGUGAAAGCUAUUUUUCUUUGCAUUUUUUGUGGGAUUGAACCAAUGUUUUUGAUUGAAGUAAUGUUGAUUUGUGUUUGGGCUGUAGGACGUUUUGGUCUUUAUUAUUCUAUCAAAAAAUAAGUUGCUUCAAAAAAUAUAUAUUUUCAAAAAGAAAAAUCACUUCAAUCAAAAAAAAAAGAAAAAAAUUGUAUACCCUGGCCAGUACCAUAUGGAGGUAGAUUUGUGUCUUUAUUAUUAAAUGAAAAAAAUAUUUUCAACUAAAACAGUCACUUCAAUCAAAAAAAAAAUGAAUGCAAAAAUCAAUUUGAAACUCAAGCAACUCAAAAAAAUGCAUAUGAAAGCUUUUUUUUUGUUUGUUUUUGACUGAAGUAAUGUUAAUUUGUGUUUGGGCCACAUUUUGGCUAGCACAUUUUUGUCUUGAUUUUUCAAUCAAAAAAGUUUCUUCAAAAAAUAUCUUUUCAAAAAGAAAAAUCACUUCAAUCAAAAAAAGACAAAUUUCAAUCAUAGAAAAAAAUUUUGAAUGCGGAAAAAUAUUUGAGAUUGAAAAAUUUGCAUUUGAACACUUAAUUUUUCAUUGAAAAAGUUUUCUUUGAUUGAAGCAAUCCUUUUUGUGUUUGGGCCAUAUUAUGGGUAGGACAUUUGUGUCUAAAUCAUUCAAUCUCCCAAAAAGUUGCUUCAAUCAAAAAAAAGAAAAAAAAUCAAUCAGAAAAAAGUCAUUUGAAAAAUAAAAUUGCCCUCCCCUAAUUUUUUUUUGGGGGGGGGGGAUUACAUGCAAAGCAAAUGACCGUCUAAGGUGCUAGUAACAUGAUCUGUUCGAAAAAUAAUUUUGACCCAUUAAAAAAAUACAUUUUUUUGUUCAUUUAAUUCGUUUUUGUUGCAAUUUUAUUGCUUUACAACUUGUAUAUACUAGUAUAUAUAGGAAAGUCAAUUUCAUGCAAUGACACAUUUCGGCCAUUGAGGGGGGGCUGCCCCUCUUAAAAUCCGCUUAUGUCAAAAGGCACUAGAAAAUGGUUUGAGAGAAAGCACUGGAGACUUCUAAAGUGGCCAGCAAUGAGUGAAGACCUGAAUCCCAUAGAGCACCUGUGGAGAGAUCUGAAAAUGGCAGUUUGGAGAAGGCACCCUUCAAAUCUCAGAGACCUGGAGAAGUUGGCCAAAGAAGAAUGGUCUAAAAUUCCAGCAGAGCUUUGCAAAAAAAAAAAUUUCAUUGAUGGAUACAGGAAGCGGUUGUUUGCAGUUAUUUUGUCUAAAGGUUGUGCUACCAAGUAUUAGGCUGAAGGUGCCAAUACUAUUCUCCAGCCCAUUUUUUGAGUUUUGUUUUUUCAUUGCAAGCAAAAUAAAUAUUACUUCCAAAGCAUUUGUCAAUGCAAUAAUUGAGCAUUAUCUGACAGAAUUGCAGUGGUGCCAAUACUUUUGGCCAGCAGUGUAAGUGAAAUUGGAGUUACUUUAAAUUUGAAACCUGAACUGGAACUGCUUAUCAGCGUUUACAUUUGAACGUGUCUUAAAUUAGCCAUUCCCAACCUUUAUUAAGCCAAAGCAUGUAUUUUACAGAUUUGAAUUUUAAACAAAAACUUACUGCACGCCACUAAACAAAAAUGUCAGUUGAUGGUACAGAAAUUAUCUGUCACGUCACUGACAUAUAGAUCUAUGAUACAUUAUUCUUAAAUUAUUUUUCUAUACUAUUGAAGUGAAAUUGGGGCGUUUCCCAUGUACAGUAAGUUAGAUCAGAUAUCUUUCCCAUAUUGGAAGAAUCCAUUUAUUUGCUAACCAAAUCGGCAUAUUCUGGAAAUCCAACAGCCUCACAUUUGAAAAAAUAUUGAAGUUCUGAUCAAUUGCAGUAAAACAUAAAUCAGUUGUGUGUUUUCAAGUUGGUUUAUUAUGCCUUGGUUUUAAAAAAAAAUGUAUUGCGAUAUGAAGGUACUGAAACGGCAAUGGAUUUCUUGAAUGAAUCAGCUGUCCCACUGUACUUGAUUGGUUUUUUGACUGCAAUCAUCAGAGCGCUUAGAUAAUUUGAAACUCUUGCCCCUCAAAAGGGUUUUUCCACAUCAGCUUUUUCUGAUUUGUAACCGUCACGUCCAGCUCCGAUGGUUUUUUAAGACGGAUAUACUUUACCAUAUGUAUAUUUUACGACCACUUCAAUUUUUUUUUGUUUUUCAAUAACUGUGUAGUGGUGUACAAAUUGAAAGUAAUGUAAUUUUUGUUUUCAUAUUUUAAAGAAGUAUACCAAAUGUAAAUUUUGUACAAUGAGCGUGCCAAUCCCCUUUCUUUGUAAAGCCAGACUUUUGACUUAAUACUUAAGUGCCAAUGUUGUGAGAGAAAGGGGGGCGGGGGUUAGGGGCCUGUGAAUUUUCAUGGUCCACUUUUUAAAAAAGAAAUAAACAUUAUGUGAUUAAUUAACAAUUUUAUUCUUUAUUUAAGAUGAUUGAUCUGCUGUUUUUAACUUGCAUGUGUUUGUCGGCCGGGGAGGGUUUACGUGGUUUUACCAGCUGAAGCCUCGUGGUAUGGGUUGUGCUUAUUAUUGACUUGUUGAUUUACAGUAUUUUAGCCAUAUUUCUCUUUUUUUUUUUUUUUUUUUUUUUUUUUGUAUGUUUCAUUUCAACCACUGUUGCCUGAACCUCAUUUUAACAUGGAAACAACUUUCAUAGCCUUCUCCUUUUCAAUGUUUUCAAUUGGAAUAAAAAAUAUUCCUAUACUCACCUA